Messenger RNA from Theobroma cacao (cacao), 1491 nucleotides. RefSeq names its product aluminum-activated malate transporter 10-like. NCBI's taxonomy places the organism in Eukaryota, Viridiplantae, Streptophyta, Magnoliopsida, Malvales, Malvaceae. The record is from RefSeq and is a predicted model, not a curated record. Gene Ontology annotation, biological process: malate transport.
AUGAUUCAUGGGAAGGAAGUAUUUGAGGGAGUGGAGUGGAGGAUAAGGGUGGCUGAUGGCUCGUCGGAGGUUUUGGUUCAAGAAACAGGGCUUGCCAGAAAGGCUUGGCUAAGAAUAAAAGGCCUGAUUUCAGGCUUGGCUUUCAAAGUGUGGAUGUUUUUGAAGAGAGCAUGGGACAUGGGGGUUAAUGAUCCUAAAAAAUUGAUCCAUUGCAUUAAGGUAGGACUGGCACUCGCAAUUGUAUCACUGUUCUACUUUAUGAGGCCUUUGUAUGAUGGUGUCGGAGGGAAUGCUAUGUGGGCUGUUAUGACAGUUGUAGUAGUAUUUGAGCAAACUGUUGGCGCAACCCUCUACAAAUGUUUGAACAGAGUUUGUGGAACUUGUCUAGCCGGAUUUCUUGCUGUUGGGCUCCACUGGGUUGCCAAUCGAUCAGGAGAGAGUUUUGAGCCCUUUGUUGUGGGAGCCUCAGUUUUCCUACUAGCUUCCGUAGCAACCUUCUCUAGACUCAUUCCGUCAGCAAAAUCCCUGUUUGAUUACGGUGCCAUGAUCUUUAUCCUCACCUUCAGCUUCGUUGCAGUAUCAGGCUAUAGGGUGGAUAAACUGUUUGACAAGGCCCAUCAAAGAAUAUCCACCAUUAUCAUUGGAACUUCGUUGUGCAUUAUUGUAAUCAUGAUUGUCUGCCCCAUUUGGUCUGGUCAGGAACUACAUAGCCUGAUUGUUCGUAACAUGGACAAACUUGCCGAUUCCCUGGAUGGUUGUGUAACACAGUAUUUUAAUCACCGUGGGGAGUGCACCAACAGCAACGAAGAAGCUGAUAAAAAAUUGCAAGGUUACAAGUGCGUUCUAAGCUCCAAGGCAUCAGAAGAAUCUAUGGCAAAUUUUGCUAGGUGGGAGCCUUCCCAUGGCCGGUUCAACUUCCGGCACCCAUGGAAACAAUACCUGAAAAUUGGGGCAUCAAUGCGCAGUUGUGCUUACCGCAUAGAGGCUCUCAGCAGUUGCAUCAAUUCAGAAAAGCAGGCAGCUGAGUUCAUAAAGAAGCAUCUCAGCAUUAGUUGCUUGAAAGUGAGCUCUAGCUCUUCAAGCACCAUAAGAGAGCUAGCAGAAACUGUCAAGACAAUGAAGAAGUCAUCCACUAUAGAUUUGUUGGUUGGAGAAAUGAACACUGCAGUGCAGGAACUCCAGAAUGACUUAAAAUCCCUUUCUUAUCUGCUGAAUCCAUCAACAAUUCCAGAAAACAAAAAAAUGAAGACAUCCAUGGAAGCAACAGCCACGGUCCCUCUCAUGGAAAUCAUACCAGUGGUGACUUUGGCUUCUAUACUAAUUGAAAUAGCUGUGCGGAUUGAAGCCCUUGUUGGUGCUGUAAAAGAACUAGCCAAGUUAGCAGACUUCGCAACCCAUGAUGACAAGUCCAAGCAAACCAAAACGAAAGAUAAAUUUGUACCAGAUGAAAAGCAAUCUGAGGGAACCAUGAAGGCUUUUCAAAGGGUCUGA